Messenger RNA from Heteronotia binoei (common prickly gecko), 913 nucleotides. It is a transcript of the gene CDK5R2, whose product is annotated as cyclin dependent kinase 5 regulatory subunit 2. Bases 1 to 879 code for a protein of 292 amino acids. Gene Ontology annotation, biological process: activation of protein kinase activity; brain development; positive regulation of cyclin-dependent protein serine/threonine kinase activity. NCBI's taxonomy places the organism in Eukaryota, Metazoa, Chordata, Lepidosauria, Squamata, Gekkonidae. Gene Ontology annotation, molecular function: cyclin-dependent protein serine/threonine kinase activator activity; protein kinase binding. Gene Ontology annotation, cellular component: cytoplasm; protein kinase 5 complex. The record is from RefSeq and is a predicted model, not a curated record. The transcript has a single exon.
AUGGGCACGGUGCUGUCGCUGUCGCCCGGCGGGCCGGGCAAGGGGGUCUUCGGCGAGAAGGGCCGGGCGCAGGGCAAAGGCGAGAGCCGCCUGAAGCGGCCCGGCGUGCUCAUCUCGGCGCUGGCGUGGAAGCGCCUGGUGGCCGCGUCGGCCAAGAAGAAGAAGGGCGCCAAGAAGGCGACGCCCAAGCCCGCCGCCGACGCCUCGGUGCAGCAGCGCAACCGCGAGAACGCGCGCAAGUCGCAGCCCGACGGCGCCAAGCCGGGCCCUCUGGCCGUGCCCGUGCCCACCGUGCCGCCCUCCUCGGCCCCGGACGCCGCCGCCAAGCCCCCGCCCCCCGCCGGCUCCCCGCGCCGCGUGAUCGUGCAGGCUUCCACGGGCGAGCUGCUGCGCUGCCUGGGCGACUUCGUGUGCCGCCGCUGCUACCGCCUCAAGGAGCUCAGCCCCGGCGAGCUCGUCGCCUGGUUCCGCGCCGUCGACCGCUCGCUGCUGCUGCAGGGCUGGCAGGACCAGGGCUUCAUCACGCCCGCCAACCUGGUCUUCGUCUACCUGCUGUGCCGCGAGGCGCUGCGCGGCGACCGCAUCGGCAGCCAGGCCGAGCUGCAGGCCGCCUUCCUCACCUGCCUCUACCUGGCCUACUCCUACAUGGGCAACGAGAUCUCCUACCCGCUCAAGCCUUUCCUGGUGGAGGGCGACAAGGAGCGCUUCUGGGACCGCUGCCUCGCCAUCAUCCAGGGCCUGAGCUGCAAGAUGCUGCAGAUCAACGCCGACCCGCACUUCUUCACGCAGGUCUUCCAGGACCUCAAGAACGAAGGCGAGGGGGGGCCCGCAAAGGACUCCAGCGCUAGCAAACACUGGACUAUAAACCUGGAUCGCUAAGAGCUCUCUCUCUCUCUCUUUUUAACCUUCUCCC